UGUGACGACUCACCCAGCUUCACUGUUAAUCAACAUCUCUCAUUUGAUGGAGUGAGGAAAUCUCUCUCAGAUCUGAAAAAACGAGUCGAACAAAUCUGUGAGGAGGAAUUCAACAAAAUCAGACCACAAGCUACAGCAGUUCAGAUGAGUUUACCUUCAGAACCAACGAGCAGAGAAGAUUUUUUGCAGUAUUUCUGUUAUCUGACUCUGGAUCCAAACACAGCACAUCAUCAACUCAUUCUGACUGAGAAGUACAGAGUGGUGACACGGAGUAAGACAGAACAGCGAUACACUGAUCAUCCAGAGAGAUUUGACUCUCGGCAUCAGGUGUUGUGUAAGGAGAGUGUGUGUGGACGCUGUUACUGGGAGGUGGAGAGGAGCAAUGAUGUGUACAUAUCAGUGUCAUAUAAAGAGAUCAGCAGGAAAGGACGGGGUGAUGAGUGUUUGUUUGGACGCAACAGUCAGUCCUGGAGUAUGCUGUGUUUUUUUUCCUUUGUCUCUUUCUGGCAAAACAACAUUCAGACUGAGCUCCGAGGUCCAUCAUCCUCCAGAAUAGGAGUGUAUGUGGAUCACAGUGCAGGAACUCUGUCCUUCUACAGCAUCUCUGACACCAUGAGGCUCCUCCACAGAGUCCACACCAUAUUCACUCAGCCUCUAUAUGCUGGAGUCAGGAUGUUGCGUUAUAACUCAUCUGUGAGGUUUUGUGAUCCAAAAUAAAAUGUUAGUAAAAGUGUUUAUAAAAACUAUAAGUGAGGGGUGAGAUUUAAUUUGUCCCUGAGCUACACUGGACAUUUUGUUUGCAGAAACUGGAACAGUAAUGAAUGCAGAAUGUAGAAACAGACUAUUUAACUGUAUGCACUAUUAGGAUGGGUUUAUUAUAGUUGAUAUAAAAAUGUUCAAUGUCUCCUCAGAAAUAAUAAACUUUACUCAAACUG
Molecule: messenger RNA, 935 nt
Organism: Tachysurus fulvidraco (yellow catfish)
Lineage: Eukaryota; Metazoa; Chordata; Actinopteri; Siluriformes; Bagridae
Product: tripartite motif-containing protein 16-like
Exons: 3
Coding region: 145-717 (190 amino acids)
Molecular function (GO): protein binding
Source: RefSeq, a predicted model, not a curated record